CCCACUACUUCUAAAUACAUCACUCUCCCAUCUUUUUCCUUUGACUCUUCUGCACCUUCUCUUGCUUCCUCUCACAACUUUCUAUCCCCGUAACCACAAAAUGCCUUCAGAUGUUAGUGACCAGAAACUGGGACGAAUCCAGAACGCCAUGAGCACACACCCACCACCUAAGAUUGCAGAAUCACUGCCCUGUCCAAGGUGCGACUCAACAAGCACCAAGUUUUGCUACUACAACAACUACAACCUCUCUCAGCCACGCCACUUCUGCAAGGCGUGCCGCCGCUUCUGGACUCAUGGUGGGACCCUCCGUAACGUUCCCGUUGGUGGUGGAACCCGCAAGAACUCCAAACGCACACGCUCUUGUUCAUCUUCUGCUACUUCUGCAGCAAACUCUUCUUCAUCCACUGUAACCCAUGAACCCCUGCCCAUCUCCGCUAACCCUGUUUCUGGUUUGCCUUCUGCUAAUCCUGAAAUUGCUUCAGUUUCAACAACUGACGUAAACCUAAACCUGAAUGAGAAUGUGCCUGAGAGUGGCAACUUUACUGCGAUGUUGAGCAACAUGCAAGGCCAAAAUUUGAUGAACCUGGGCGGUUUUAAUGGGUAUAACAUCGGGUCAAGUUUUGAAGAACUGGGGCUCGGCUUUUGUGGUGCACGUGUUUGGGAAAUUCCUGAAGCUGCUUCUGCUUAUGCUGGUGUUAAUGGAAGUGGUUCUAGUGUUGGUGGUGUUGCAAUGGGUGCUGCUUCUUCUGGGUGCAACACGUGGCCGAUUAUGAGUGAUGAAGAAGGUGGUAACGGUGUGGUGGUUGGUGAAGAUUACUUUGGUUGGUCUGGUCGUGCUAUAUCUACACCAGGACAGGGCUUGAAGUAAAGCUCCUUUAGAACUUUAUCAUUUCAAUGAAAGGAGGGUUUGUCUUUUUAAUCUUCUUUGCGUUUGGGUUGGGUUUUGAGUUUGGUUAUGGUUUUAGGAUCCAGGUCUUUUAUGGUUGUCUUGUGGGUAUAAUAGACCAUACGUAGGUUAUAUAAUAUAAUAGAAAUCAAAUGUGACUCAGAGACUCAGUUCAGUUGGAUUGAAGUUUCCUUUUUGACAGGGCAGUAGUGUCCUUGUGGCUUUAUUAGGGUUCUGUUUUUAUUU
Pistacia vera is the source of this 1132-nucleotide messenger RNA. Its product is annotated as dof zinc finger protein DOF1.6-like. Gene Ontology annotation, biological process: regulation of DNA-templated transcription. The record is from RefSeq and is a predicted model, not a curated record. The coding region runs from base 101 to 868 and encodes 255 amino acids. NCBI's taxonomy places the organism in Eukaryota, Viridiplantae, Streptophyta, Magnoliopsida, Sapindales, Anacardiaceae. The transcript has a single exon. Gene Ontology annotation, molecular function: DNA binding; DNA-binding transcription factor activity.